Molecule: messenger RNA, 2881 nt
Organism: Pectinophora gossypiella (pink bollworm)
Lineage: Eukaryota; Metazoa; Arthropoda; Insecta; Lepidoptera; Gelechiidae
Gene: Y-c
Product: protein yellow-like
Exons: 8
Coding region: 166-1395 (409 amino acids)
Cellular component (GO): extracellular region
Source: RefSeq, a predicted model, not a curated record
UAAUAGAAAAAAGUGCUUAAACAAUUGGGCUUAAAAUACAAUAGUAUGUAGAAGUUGUAGUGUAUAUAUAUAGAGUGAGGAGACCUCGAACUGUUUAGUCUGAGACGAGGGCCGCAGUGAACCGGUCGCGUGACCCUGCCACACUCUUUCACAUACACAAUCAGCAUGAAGGCAAUAAUUUUAGUGUGUGUACUAGCAGUGACUUCAGUAUGGGGACAAGCAAAACCACAACUUAGAUUUGCGUGGAAAGAAGUCGACUACGCAUGGGACACCCCGGCAGACAAAGAGAACGCUAUCAAAGAUGGAAAAUUCGUUUCUGCUCACAACUUGCCGUUGGGUCUGGCGCGGUGGAAGAACAAGCUCUUCAUUACAGUGCCAAGAUGGAAGAAUGGAGUAGCUUCUUCAUUGAACUAUGUAGAUGUCGACGGACCACAGGACCAGCCCUUGAAACCAUAUCCAUCGUGGAAAGACAACCUCGUGGCUGACACAGAGAAGUCUCUACCCUCAAACAACUCUAUCAUCUCUGUGUUCAGAGUGUUUGUGGACGCAUGUGAUAGACUGUGGGUUAUGGACUCCGGCCUGGCUGAUAUUCUGGGGUCGCCCAACCAAGUGGCCGGACCGUCUCUAGCCAUCUUCGAUCUGAACACUGAUCAGCUGGUGCACAGAUAUUUCUUCAAAGUCGAUGACAUGAAAGAAGACUCAUUCUUCGCCAAUGUCGUGGUAGACGUAGACAAGGAUACCUGCGACAACGCUUUUGCAUACAUCCCUGAUCUGGGUGGUUAUGGCGUGGUGGUGUACAGUUUGAAGAAAGACGACUCCUGGCGUGUUUCCCACCAUUACUUCCACUUCGAUCCUCUAGCGGGUCAGUACGACGUGGGCGGUAUCAAAUUCCAGUGGACCGAUGGAGUCUUCGGACUGGCGUUGUCCGAACCUAGGGAGAAUGGAUACAAGACGAUGUUCUUCCACGCAUUCUCAAGCACCAAAGAGUUCUGCGUAUCCACGGAACUCCUACGCAACUACACUCACCUCGACAAAGACGAGGCAUUCCAUGACUUCAAGUUGUUGGGCGACAAAGGUGAACGCACCCAGGCAUCUGCGAGCUACUACGACCCGAAGACUCAAGUUCUUUUCUACACACAGGUCAACCGUGACGGGGUCGGGUGUUGGAACACGAACAAACCAUUCACUGUGGAGAACAACGCCCUGCUGUUCAGCGAUGCAUCGCUCUAUGAGUUCCCUAACGACUUGAAGGUGGACAGCGAAGGCACCCUGUGGCUGCUGAUAGACAAGCUUCCUCGGUUCAUCUACAAAGGCCUGGACGCUAACGAGGUCAACUACAGGAUAUACAGCAUAAGCACCACUGAUGCCAUUGCCGGCAGUGCUUGCCAGGCCUAAUUUAAUCUCUUAUACCAGCUUAAAUAGUCAACCAAAUUACAGUACAAUCACAACAGUAAGAUUUCUUUCUACUGACUAAACCCUGGUUGGGAGUGUGGGUCCUAGCCCACACAACUAUGUAUGCUACUAUGUAUACAAUAGUACAACAAUAAUAAUAAUAACCCCUCGCACGCCUUUCAAAAGUCCGGGACUCCAUAGGCCCGAGAUAUGGAAACAACAUACAAAUAAUAAUAAGCAUUGUCUUAAAGGGCCUCUGCGUGUUGGCUUCGGCCCCACGCACGCUUUCCAAAAGUCCGGGACUUCAUAGGCCCGAGAUAUGGAAACGACAUACAAAUAAUAAGCAUGCUACAGCAAAUCUAAAUGCACAUAGAGGCGGUUCUGGGGGCGGCCGGUAUUUUUACAAGUUCGUACGAUAUGUGGCGCGGUUUUAUACAAACUAUUACAAACUUCCCCCUAUUCUACCGUCUCUGUGUGCAUUGAAAAGUCGAAAAACCACUUCAAUCUGAUUUGCACCGAUUGCAGCCCUCAAUGGCUGAAAUAUUAUGUAACUUCCUUGAUUGAUAGUAUUAUGUCAAACCCGUCCUUUUACAUUAAUCAUCGAGUACUAACAUGAUAUUGCGCAUUUUUUGAGUCUAACAAAGACUCUUUUCAGUCGCGGACUAUGGGGCAUUGUUCUGUUUAUCUACGCAUUAACGUAAUAUGAAGUCUGAUACGAGUUAUAUUUUUGCAAAGUGGAUUGAUACAUUUACCACAUUAAUCUGGGCCAUUGAAGCACCAGUGAUGCAAUGUCAUUGAACUAGGAUGUAGUAGUUGUUUCACCAUAACUAGUUUGUGAUGAAAACGAUCUAGUUAGGUUUGUCCGGACACGAUUAUCGAUUAGCCCCAAUUUGCAAUUUGUAGUCUGUCUUAUCACGUGCAGAAGGUUCAUGGUACGGUCCACGUACUAAAUGCACGUAGGUAGUUGUAGCUUUCGAAACAAAGACAUAUAAUGUAUGCAUAUACUGUUAAAUUUUGUUGUAAAAUUUUAAAAUAUAUCAUGCAGCGUAGCCUUCCUAAAGGAAACCUGACUUAUUCCAUGAAAAGCCGACGAGAAAUUACAUUUAUUUCCUUAUAUUAUUUCAUAUUAAUCCAUGACUACAAUGAUCUCGAAAAAUGUAUAAACAAGUAAUUCUUGAAGCUGAAUUUGUGUUAAGUAAUUGUGAUUUAUAACUAACGACAUAUAAGUUCAUAUAACACACUAUAUUUGCAUAAUAAGUACAAGCCAUUAUUAGAAUGUACUUACGAUAAUAAUAUUUUGUUUAUCGACCGUAACAUUAACAGACUUGACUAAGAUAAGAGUUAACAAACACUACGUAUGUACACAAUUACCUAUGCAUAUUAUAGGUAUGCAACUAUAUUAUACGAUUUCAUUUGUUAUUACUUACAUAAGAGUACAAAUAAAUUGUCUAAGUUAGAAUACGAUUUAAAUAAAUAAAGAUUACAUAAA